Molecule: messenger RNA, 2895 nt
Organism: Argentina anserina (silverweed cinquefoil)
Lineage: Eukaryota; Viridiplantae; Streptophyta; Magnoliopsida; Rosales; Rosaceae
Product: two-component response regulator-like APRR9
Exons: 8
Coding region: 170-2143 (657 amino acids)
Biological process (GO): phosphorelay signal transduction system; cytokinin-activated signaling pathway
Molecular function (GO): protein binding
Source: RefSeq, a predicted model, not a curated record
UUUCUCUCUCUCUCUCUCUCUCUCUCUCUCUACCCAUUUUUUAUUCUCCCUCAAAAUUCGGAUUAGGUUCUUGGAUCAAUCUCAGUUCACUGCAACACAACCAAAGCAGUUAAUCCCUGUCUCUGGAUUCUGGGUUUUCAGUUGUGAUUAGUUGGGGUAAGUUUUUUCGAUGGAGGCUGUAAAAAUUGGGAGGAAGGAGGAAAAAGAAGAGGAGGGUGGUGCUAGCUCAACUGAGGUGGUGAGGUGGGGGAGCUAUCUUCCCACAACCGUGCUUAGGGUUCUUUUGGUUGAAGCUGAUGACUCUACUCGUCAGAUUAUCACUGCCCUUCUUCGGAAAUGUAAUUACAGAGUUGUUUCGGUUUCUGAUGGAUUGAGGGCGUGGGAGACGAUUAAGGUGAAGCAUAAUAAGAUUGACCUUAUUCUGACUGAGGCAGAGUUGCCAUCUAUAUCUGGAUUUGCGCUUCUUACUUUGGUUAUGGAGCAUGAUAUCUGCAGGCACAUACCUGUUAUAAUGAUGUCGUCUCAAGAUUCAGUGAACAUGGUUUUGAAGUGCAUGCAAAAAGGGGCAGCAGACUAUUUGAUUAAGCCGGUGAGGAAGAAUGAGUUGAGGAACCUUUGGCAACAUGUGUGGAGAAAGCAGGCUCUACUGAGCGGACAAGCUCCUCAGAACUUAACAGUUUCUCGACAAAAAGUUGAAGCCACUUCGGAAAAUAAUGCAACAAGUAAUCAUUCAAAUGAUUGUGCAGCUGAUGUGCUCGAAAAUAAGGGAUUCUGUGAGAAAGCCAUUGAUGUCCAAAACUCCUGUACAACUCCUUACUUGGAAGCUAAUAGUGCAUGCAUUGAAACUAUGCAGGAUUUUUCACAGCUUAAGUAUGACAGUGCUUCUAAUUUGAGCAAUAUAGAUAUCGAAAUGCUUGAAGACUGUGAUAGAUUGGACAAUGAAUCAGUUGUGCAUGAGAAUGAAACUAAAGAGAAUUCAGGUACAUUUGGGUCUGAUAUUGCACCUUUGGAUGAAGCACUUAAUGCAGUUUCCUCAAGACUGAGAGAGAAACAUGUGUCUGUUAAACCAAUGGUUCGAGAUGAAGAUGUCCAAGCAGAAAUUGGUGAAGGAAAGUCUAAAUCCGCUAGUGGAACUCCCGGCUGCAAUUAUGAACCAGUUGAACCCUAUAGUGGGGUCAGGGACUUGCUUUGCACCUUUGACAAUUGGCCGAACUGCAAUGUUGGAAGUUCAAAGAACAAAUAUGAUGGUAUGAAGCACUUUGGGUUAGAACUAUCUUUAAGAAGUUUGGAUAGCUCACACAAGGAAGUGAAUGAGGAGAGGCCUGCACUGAACCAUUCUGAUGCCUCUGCCUUUUCACGGUAUAAUCAUAGCAAGGGACUGCAAUCUCUUUUCUCAACACUUUCCGGUAAAGAUUCAAAGGAUGCAAGCAAUUCGUAUGAUAGACAGGUCAAUCUAGAAAACCUUGUUGAUGGUCAAACUGAGCAAGCUGAUUCAUCCAUCCAAGGCCCUCAAGUUGGGGUGUUUCCUGUCACCGGUGUGAGGUCAGAUAAUAUGAAUGCUGGAUACAGUCAGUACUUCCCAUCCUUGUUUCCUGGACAAUCCGAUUUGACGCCUAAGUUCGGUACCAAAUCAGUUGGCCUGAGCACACAAUCUCCCUUUGACGCAGAACAAUGUUAUGACCGGUCUGAUAAAACUACUGACAUAUAUAUUGAGCAAAUCCUGCAUGAGCAGAAGAAACCAGAGAAUGUGGAGAAACCAAGCUCUCCUGCUACUUCUCAGAGUGGUUGUAGUAGCUUAGGAAAUGGUACCGUUGAUAAUCAUAAAAGUGGCAGUACAUAUGGAAGCAUUUGCGGUAGCAAUGAUGUUAAGACCAGUUUGGCUGUACCAGGUGAGAUGGCCACAGGUUCCAAGAGUUUGAACAGCAGUAGUUGUUAUGACGGUCUUGGACCGGAUUCUCUUCGUUCCAGCCAAAGGGAAGCAGCUCUGACCAAGUUCCGACUGAAGCGGAAAGAUAGAUGCUUUGAGAAGAAGGUUCGAUACCAAAGCCGGAAAAUACUGGCAGAGAAGCGGCCGAGAGUGAAAGGUCAAUUCGUGCAUAGAGCUCCUACUAAUUCGCCAACUGCCAAUGCUGUUGGUUCGUGAUACCAAGUUCACACAUCUUCCUGUCAAGGUCUUCAUCUCAGGUUGUGCGGUGAGGGAUUCUUUGUAUUUAAAGCUUUUGUAACGAGUAGAAUGACACUCACGGCGAGUGCUGAAGUCCCCGGCAUUGCUAUUGAUUUUGAGUCCUUUUAACACUACUUUGGUUUUAGGAAUGAGGUAGUGCUGUAAUUAUGUAGGUAGUGCUAUCUGAGAAAAGUUUCAGUGUCACCUGUACUACACAGUGAGUUCUCUAUAUAUUUAGAUGAGUGAUUGUAGUCAGAGAAGUUUGAUUGGUAUAGUUAUUUGCUUGAAUGGGUUUGCUUUAUUCUAGCAACUGGGACUUGGAUUUGGAUUUAUCGUGAAAAAUGUGUUGGAUCUUUAGUUUGGCCAUAAAGAAAAUAGUACAAAUGCGCGCAUGGAAGGUCAGCAUUUGCUUUUAUUGAGCAUGGAUACUUGUGUGUAAAGGUUGGGAUCUGACGAAGCAGAAAGCCAACAGAGACCAAGCAAGUGUUAAAGGCAAGAAAGAGCCACCUUCCAGUCCAUGCAGAUACAGUUGCUUCCAUUAUAGAGAACUUAUCCAUGUUUGGAUAAAGAAGCAGUACGUAAGCUACAACUAGUGCUUAAGCUGGCGCUUUGCUUGCUCUUUCUCCAGAGAGAUACAGAAGCUUCACUUCUUCCAACCUCCUCUCCAAUACAUUUCCAUUGGGAAAUGGUAGACAUGACUGUGUAUUACUGUAUUAGCAAAACCAUUCGGC